This is a messenger RNA of Coprinopsis cinerea okayama7#130, 387 nucleotides long. RefSeq lists its product as hypothetical. The record is from RefSeq and is a predicted model, not a curated record. The transcript is spliced from 4 exons. Lineage: Eukaryota; Fungi; Basidiomycota; Agaricomycetes; Agaricales; Psathyrellaceae. The coding region runs from base 1 to 387 and encodes 128 amino acids.
AUGGCUGUCAGGGCUCCUCUCCCAUCAUUUGGCCUCGUUCUCUCAAAGCUCUCUGAAGAGUCUAGCUACCUGGCUCCCCAGAACGUUAUGACGAGAGCACCUGUGGACUUUAUGAAAACCAUUGAUUGUCGAAUGCCCAACUACGACGAUUAUUGGCUCUGGGAAGGGGAGUCAUUCAGCGACGAUGAGUAUGAGGACGAAGACGAGACCGACACCAUUUUCGAUUGUGUGCCAACAACGAGUCAGCCAUACGUUCCAUCACUUGUCACCUCAAAAGACCCGUGUAGCUAUCGCUCAACGUCUCCGAAACUCUCUGUCGCUUGGACCACGCUGCUACACUGCUUGAAGCGAAGAACACUGAACCGUGUUCCUACACUGAAUCAUUGA